GAUUUAAGUGCUUGUAAAAUCUAAGCUUGGAAGAGUUAAAGAAGUAAAUUUUGGCAUUGAUAUUAUUCCAUGUUUAAUGUGACGGUUUUUGUAAAAUGUAUCUAAAUCUACAAAUGAUUUGUGUUAAGUGUUUAUUACUGUGGUUGUUUUUUAAAUCGAGUCUUACGAUAUAUGUACCGGGUGAACAAAAUACCACUCCUAAACCGUAUACCGCUGGAAUAAAAAUUAAAACUUCGCCAUAUACAAGUAUCUCUGGACCUUUAUAUCAUACAAACUACAGCAAAGUAUAUGUUCACAACAAGAAUUACACAUCAAGUCUUUUGGAUAAUUUAGGUGGUGGCCCAACUUACCAAUCCGAACUUCAUCCUGUAUACAUAUCGGAGGAAAAAAGGAAUAAAAUAAAAAAUGUCCUAGAGGAAUAUAAUACCAAUAUUGUAGAUAAGGACACUCUAAACGAUAAAGUUGUUUUUAAACGAAAAAUUGAGAAAACCAAAAAUAUUGCAGUAUUCAACAAGUGUCCAAAAGGUCUCACUGGUCAAUUUGUCUACGACCUUUCUUGCAAUCAAUAUUUGGACUGUUGGAAUGGCAGGGGUGGUCCAAGAAACUGCGCCCCAGGGACUUUAUUUAAUCCAAAAACGUUGGAAUGUGAUUUCCCUAAUAAAGUCGAAUGCAUUACAGGUCCCACUGGAAGUACCCUAAUUUUACAAAGAUCAGCUAAAAUCCAAAAUUUCGAACAAGCAAAAUGUCCAGAAGACUUUGUUGGCCUUAUGCCGAAUUACACGGACUGCGCUAGAUUUUUGGACUGCAAUAAUGGACAUCAGACGUCCAAAGAGUGUCCACCAGGAACUUUAUUCGAUUGUAACUUAAAUAUGUGCAACUUUGCUGAGAAAGUCACUUGCUUUUCUGGCAGAGAGGCGAGUUAUUAUGAUAGUCAUAUACAGAAAGAAGAGUAUGGGGGUAGUACUGAUGUUCGUGGUAUAAGAAAUGGGGCUUUUGGUAGCCAGUAUGGGGGACAAAAAGGAAGCCAGAACUUUUAUACUAGUGGACAAACAGGAUCAUUAAUUCAAGAGGCCUCCUCUUGUGACCCUGCUAAUCCCUAUUGCAGCUCUGGAGGUUACGUCGUCUCAGGACAUGAUCUGUAUAACUUAAAUUCAUACCAAAAUAAUUGGCAACCAUGCGACCCAGCAAAUCCAAACUGUCCCGGACAAACAAGACGAGUAUAUAUACAAUAUGUCCUUUGUAAUCCAGCACAAGAAGAUUGUGCGACUUUUCAACAAGGUACUUAUAUGUUAGGUCCCAAAGGGGCUUUAUGUGAUCCAGUUACUCAACAGUGUGGACAAGGAUAUUACCAUAUUCCUAGCAGUAAGAUGACAGCUUUUAGUGGACAAUCUAAUCCUGAAAUUGGCACCUAUUUCAUAAAAUAUAUUAUGUGUCAAGAGGACUGCUCCAGAUAUCCCCAACAUGUUGUAGAGGCUUCCUAUGGAGUACCUGGCACGCUUAUUGGUGCUCAUCCUGUGCAAGAAUCUGAGCCAAAUCCAUUAGGUCCAAUAGUGUCUGGAGGACAUGGCAAAUCUGGCCAGCCUUGCAACCCUCAGUUUCAACAAUGUAGCCCUGGGAGUCCUACUGUCCCCUCUUCUAGCAGCUCCAUAUUUGUGCCUGUGAAUCAAACUCCUUGUAACCCUCAGUAUCAGCAAUGUAAUCCUGAAACUAAUCUUGAAACACAAAAUAAACAAUCUUCUUUCGGGGGCACUACAACUGGGUUCCAAACUGGAUCAUAUUCUAGUAAAGGUCAAGGAACCCCUUGCAACCCUCAAUAUCAGCAAUGUAGUCCUGGAUAUUAUAGUCCUGCAAGUGCCACAACACACUUUCAUUCUACACAGAGUUUCUCCAAUAACUGUAAUCCACAAUUCCAGGACUGUACUCAAACCAAAAAUAAACCCGAAGCUCCCUCCUAUGAUUUUUCCACUCCAAAAGUACCAAGGGAUCGAAAACAAGGAUAUGAAUAUGAUUCUGGAUCUUCCGUCAACCAUAACAAAAUAUGUUCUGCAGGAGAUGAGGAAUGCUAUCAAAACAUUCACGGAACCUCAGAAAACUCUUUCGAUGUAAAAUGCCCAGAGGGAUUUCAAGGCAUUACCACACAUCCUACAGACUGUGCGAAAUUUUUAAAUUGUGCCAAUGGAAUAACGUCUGUUGAAGGAUGUGGCCCUGGUACUUUGUUUAACCCCGUUUUGAAAGUAUGCGAUCAUGCUUCUAAUGUUGAUUGUAAUAAGAUGAUAAAUCUUAGUAGAUCUGAGUAUUUAAUAACAUGCCCAGAUGGACUUACUGGGGUCACAAAACAUCCGACAGAUUGUUCAAAAUUUUUAAAUUGCGCAAAUGGACAAACUUUUAUACAGGACUGUGGACCUGGGACCUUAUUUAAUCCCAUUGCUAAUGUAUGUGAUCAUCCCUAUAAUGUAGAUUGUAAAGAUUCUCUACAUCAAACAACUACUGAAGGCUAUGGAGGCAGACAACAGUUUGGGCAGUUUGGAAAACCGGGUUUAUAUGGUCACACUGAAUGUCAAGGUCAACACUGUGCGCCAGGACAACGAGUUUCUGGGCAAAAUCCCCAAGGAGCCUCGUCAACUCAAGGCCAAUAUGGAGGAGGUCAAAGUUAUAAUAGAAAGAGUGACUGCCAAGGCCAACAAUGUUCCUCAGGAGGUACAUGGCAAGGAUAUUCUUAUGGGCAUUCUCAAGGUGAGCCUCAAGGAUCAUACGGUCCAACGGGUUGUCAAGGUUCGCAAUGUACUCCAGGACAAGCAGGGUAUCAAGGGCAAGGCCAAUAUCCGGCACAAAGCUCUCAUGGGCAAACCGGAUGCGAAGGCCAGACUUGUCGUCCAGGGCAAACAGAAUAUCAAGGACAACCAAAGGGACAAGGCCAAUAUGGAGGACAAGGUUCUUUUGGACAAGCAGGGUAUGGAAAAACUGGUUGUGUAGGCCAGCCAUGUCCUGCAGGUGAGACAGGAUAUCAAGUACAAACAAAAGGGCAAGAUCAGUAUAAAGGACAAAGUUCUUAUGGGCAAAUUGGUUGUCAAGACCAAGCAUGUCCUCCAGGGCAAGGAGGGUAUCAAGAACAGCCAAGUGGUCAAAGCCAAUAUGGAAGACAAGGUUCUUUUGGACAAGCAGGGUAUCAAGGACAGACAACAGGACAAAACCAACAUGGAGGACAGACUUCUUAUAGCCAAAGCGGUUGCGUAGGUCAGCAAUGUAGUUCAGGACAAGUAGGCUAUGAAGAACAAGGUUCUUAUGGGCAGAAUAAUCCAGAAUUCACUACGCCCUCAUCACAAAGCCAAGCUGGUAGGUAUCCAGGCACUUCAAAUCGAUGUAGAGGCCAUCAAUGUGGCGAUCAAGGUCAAACAUCAGUUGGCUAUGAAGGUCGAACUUCUUCCACUACAAAGCCUUAUAUUUUUACUACCAGGAGGCAAAAUUAUGGAGUUAAAGGCUUUCCAACUCCAACAGCCUCCUCAGAUACCAGCCACAUAAUGACAAUACCAAACCUUCAUACUCAACAUGUCACCAGCUAUAAGCAAGUUCAACCAAUUAAUAAAUCAGACCGAGCUACUACAAACGGGUUUAACAACCAUAGGUCUCCUGAUUAUGUAGAUAUUUUUGACCCUAGUGAAAACAGGGGAUAUGGUUACGCUACCACAACUCAAAGAACGCCACAGAAACAAAUUUGGCCUCCGCCGUUUCCAGAUUUGAAGCCUACUGAAUCAGAGGUUGAUUAUAUUUUUGAGUACGAAAAUGGCGAACCUGUUACCUUGGCUCCUCAAAAUUACCAGGUGGAGAAGAAGAAGAAGAUUAAGUGCGGUGAAAAUGAUUUUAUGUGUGAUAAGAGGAGCUGUAUUGAAAGAAGUUUUGUAUGUGAUGGAGUAGAGGAUUGUAAGGAUGGAAAAGAUGAACUGUACUGCCAAACAUAUAUAGACCAAUUCAAAGAGUAUAAGAAUCAACGAUUAGACGUACUAGAAAAGGAAAGGUGGAACAAUGUGUCGCUUGCCACUUGUGCUCUACUUUGUAUCAAUAAUCCAAAUUUUGAAUGCCAGUCAUUUAAUUAUAGGCGAAUGGAUAAGGCAUGUUUCCUUACUGAUAGAAACAUUGGGAAAAGCGGAGCCUUAAAGGAGUUCUAUCCAUGCAAUUAUUAUGAAAGAAAGACACUAUCUAUGGACUGCUCGGAUAUGCACAUAUGUCCAAAUGGAAAGUGCCUGACCUCAGAGCAGAUUUGUGAUGGCUACGAUGACUGUGGUGACAGACAAGACGAAAAAGGGUGUAGAGCCGAAGAUUUCGGAUACAGCGUGAAUUUGGCUGCUGGUGUGGCACCUCAUGAAGGUCGAAUAGAAGUAACAGUGUUUGGAAAAACCGGCUACAUCUGCGAUGAUCAAUUCAGCCUUACUAAUGCUGAAGUUCUUUGUAAAGAAUUGGGCUUCAAACUUGGCGCCCUUGAGGUUAAAGGUAAUUCCUAUUUCGCCAAAGAUCUAUUAGAAAAUAAUACACAAUAUAUGAUGGAUGAUAUAACAUGUAUUGGCAAUGAAACUAGCCUUAUGGAAUGCGACUUUGCUGGCUGGGGUAUCCAUAAUUGUGCAGAUAAAGAGAUUGUAGGAGUAGUCUGCAAAACCCCACAAGAAUCCUGUCAAGAAGGAUAUUGGAAAUGUGAUACUGGAAAUGAAUGUGUAAAACUACCGUUUGUGUGUGACGAACUAUUCGACUGUAGUGAUAAUUCUGAUGAAGCUGCUCAUCACUGUAAUUUACCAACAGCUUUAAGACUGGUCAACGGCACCAACAGCUCAAAUGGUCGAUUAGAAAUCAGACAUAAUGGCAUAUGGGGCUCGAUAUGCGACGAUGAUUUUAAUGAAGAUGCGGCAAAAAUUGCUUGUAGGUCUCUAGGAUUUAAUGGAAGAACUUCUGUGAGGAAGGAGGCUUUUUAUGGACAGAGCACUGGUCCAAUAUGGCUUGACCAAGUUUCGUGUAAAGGCAACGAAACUACCUUAGAAAAAUGUACUCAUUGGGAUUGGGGUGAAACUAACUGCGAUCAUAGCGAAGAUGUUGGAAUUGAAUGUUCCGAGUCUUAUAUUGAAGUUGACCCGAAAAGAAAUACUCAAAACUCUGGAGAAUGGAGUGAUUACCAAAGCCAGACGACUCAUUCAAAUUAUUCACCAGAACCUGUUAGUUGCGGAUACCGUAAAGACAAUAUUUUCUUGCAAUCGGACGACGUUCAUUUCAGGGUGGUUCAAGGGUCAGUAGCAAAACCUGGUGACUAUCCUUGGCAGGCUGCCCUAAGAAUAAAAGGCCAAGAAAAAUCUGCCCAUUGGUGCGGUGCCGUAGUUAUUAAUUCUAUAUGGGUUCUAACCGCUGCUCAUUGCCUGGAAGGGUAUCCUAAAGGGGCAUAUGUAGUCGUUGCAGGCGAAUACAACAUAGAUGAAAAUGAAGGUACCGAACAACAAGCCUUUAUCGAAGAAUAUUAUCUGCACGAGAACUUUAGAAAAGGACACAAAAUGGGCAACGAUAUUGCAAUGAUUCGUCUUAAAGGGAAGGGGUUCAAGCUGAAUCAGGAUAUUCAGCCUAUUUGUUUACCAGAUGAAGAUGCUGAUUAUGAGAGGGAUUUAAAUUGUACGAUAUCUGGAUUUGGUACUAUACAAACUGGAAAAAGUGCUUAUUCUCACAAACUAAGAGCGUCCUGGGUCCCGGUUCAACGCAUGGAUAUAUGUAAAAUGGCGCAUAUUUACGGUGAAAACAUUGGAGAAGGCAUGAUCUGCGCGGGUGAUUUAAGCGGGGGAGUGGAUGCGUGCGAUGGUGAUAGUGGUGGACCACUCGCGUGUUUAGAAGAUGGUGUUUUUACUUUGUAUGGAUUAACCUCAUGGGGUCAGCGUUGCGGUUAUGCCAAUAAGCCAGGAGUUUAUGUUAAAGUGUCUUAUUAUAAAAAAUGGAUCGAAAAUAUUAUGAAAAUGCAUUCUUAAAACAAACUUGUUAUCUUACUUACUCUUUUAAUUACUUUUACUUGUUUAGUUUUUCAUAAUUUCUUAAUUAAGUUUCGAGUGUAAUUUAUUAAACACAAUUUAACAAAAUUAUAGAAAUUUUGAAGGUCUGUGAUAUUUAUAGAUAGUCGAGGAUUCUACCAUUGCGCCUGCUAAAAAUAAUGAAAUAAAUAUAUUUUACGUUA
This is a messenger RNA of Anthonomus grandis grandis, 6190 nucleotides long. RefSeq lists its product as uncharacterized. The record is from RefSeq and is a predicted model, not a curated record. The transcript is spliced from 19 exons. NCBI's taxonomy places the organism in Eukaryota, Metazoa, Arthropoda, Insecta, Coleoptera, Curculionidae. Gene Ontology annotation, biological process: proteolysis; acrosome reaction. The coding region runs from base 96 to 5987 and encodes 1963 amino acids. Gene Ontology annotation, cellular component: extracellular region; membrane. Gene Ontology annotation, molecular function: protein binding; chitin binding; serine-type endopeptidase activity.